AAGGCUGCGGGACAGAUGUCCGCGGGCGGGCGGCUGAGCCCUGGGGCGUCUCUAACCCAGACUCGGAGCACAGGGUCCCGGCUGAACAUAAUCAUCAUCGCCGAGGGCGCCAUUGACCGCAGCGGGAAGCCCAUAUCCUCCCGCUAUGUGAAGGACCUGGUGGUCCAGAGGCUGGGCUUUGACACGCGUGUGACUGUUCUGGGCCACGUGCAGAGAGGAGGGACCCCUUCGGCCUUCGACCGCAUCCUGAGCAGCAAGAUGGGCAUGGAGGCGGUGAUGGCGCUCCUGGAGGCCACGCCCGACACGCAGGCCUGCGUGGUCAGCCUGUCCGGGAACCAGUCCGUGCGGCUGCCCCUCAUGGAGUGCGUGCAGGUGACGAAGGAGGUGCAGAAGGCCAUGGACGAGAAGAGGUUUGAGGAGGCCAUCCAGCUGCGCGGCAGGAGCUUUGAGAACAACUGGAACAUUUACAAGCUGCUUGCACACCAGAAGGUCUCCAAAGAGAAGACCAACUUCUCCUUGGCCAUCCUGAACGUGGGGGCCCCGGCGGCCGGCAUGAACGCGGCCGUGCGCUCGGCGGUGCGGUCCGGAAUCUCCCAGGGCCACACGGUGUAUGUCGUGCAUGACGGCUUCGAAGGCCUGGCCCAGGGUCAGGUACAAGAAGUGGGUUGGCAUGACGUGGCCGGCUGGCUGGGCCGUGGCGGCUCCAUGCUGGGGACCAAGAGCAUCGUCAUGUGCGUUGUCCCGGCCACCAUCAGCAACAACGUGCCGGGCACCGACUUCAGCCUGGGGUCCGACACGGCCGUCAACGCCGCCAUGGAGAGCUGUGACCGCAUCAAGCAGUCGGCCUCCGGGACCAAGCGCCGCGUGUUCAUCGUGGAGACCAUGGGGGGCUACUGCGGCUACCUGGCCACCGUGACGGGCAUCGCCGUGGGGGCCGACGCGGCCUACGUCUUCGAGGACCCUUUCAACAUCCAAGACUUAAAGGCCAAUGUGGAGCACAUGACGGAGAAGAUGAAGACGGACAUCCAGAGGGGCCUGGUGCUCCGAAACGAGAAGUGCCACGAGUACUACACCACGGAGUUUCUGUAUAACCUGUACUCGUCCGAGGGGAAGGGCGUCUUUGACUGUCGGACCAACGUGCUGGGCCACCUGCAGCAGGGCGGAGCUCCAACCCCCUUUGACCGGAACUACGGGACGAAGCUGGGGGUGAAGGCCAUACUGUGGAUGUCGGAGAAGCUGCGGGCGGUCUACCGCAAUGGGCGGGUGUUCGCCAAUGCCCCCGACUCGGCCUGUGUGAUCGGCCUGCAGAAGAAGGCGGUGGCCUUCAGCCCUGUCACCGAGCUCAAGAAGGACACCGACUUCGAGCACCGCAUGCCGCGGGAGCAGUGGUGGCUGAGCCUGCGCCUCAUGCUGAAGAUGCUGGCGCACUACCGCAUCAGCAUGGCCGACUACGUGUCCGGGGAGCUGGAGCACGUGACCCGCCGCACGCUCAGCAUCGACAAGGGCUUCUGAGGCUGCAUCCGCCGCCUCCCCGGCCCCUCCCCCCUCCCCGGAGCCUGCGAGCAGGCGGGCGGUGGGCCGGUGGGGCUGCGGCCCUCUCGGCCUGGCUCCGCCCCCCCCCCCACUGCUGCCCGCGGGGGCUCCCAGGUGCGGGGACACCGCUGUCCGUGGGUCCUGCCGGGACCCUGCUCCCUGUGCACUGGCCUCCAUGGGGGAGAGGAGAUUGUCACUUUUCUAGAAAUAAAGUCACUGUGACUGUGGAGUGUGA
This is a messenger RNA of Suricata suricatta (meerkat), 1768 nucleotides long. It is a transcript of the gene PFKL, whose product is annotated as phosphofructokinase, liver type. The record is from RefSeq and is a predicted model, not a curated record. Gene Ontology annotation, cellular component: 6-phosphofructokinase complex; membrane. The coding region runs from base 16 to 1512 and encodes 498 amino acids. Gene Ontology annotation, biological process: fructose 1,6-bisphosphate metabolic process; canonical glycolysis; fructose 6-phosphate metabolic process. Gene Ontology annotation, molecular function: fructose-6-phosphate binding; ATP binding; AMP binding. The transcript has 14 exons. NCBI's taxonomy places the organism in Eukaryota, Metazoa, Chordata, Mammalia, Carnivora, Herpestidae.